This is a messenger RNA of Topomyia yanbarensis, 2411 nucleotides long. RefSeq names its product src substrate cortactin-like. The record is from RefSeq and is a predicted model, not a curated record. Lineage: Eukaryota; Metazoa; Arthropoda; Insecta; Diptera; Culicidae. Gene Ontology annotation, cellular component: actin filament; site of polarized growth; cortical actin cytoskeleton. Gene Ontology annotation, biological process: regulation of actin filament polymerization. Gene Ontology annotation, molecular function: actin filament binding. Bases 274 to 1974 code for a protein of 566 amino acids. The transcript has 7 exons.
CAACAAUAACAAUCAGUCAUCGAGUGUGUGAAGAGACGUCCGUCAGCAAAGCCGAAAGUGUUGUCCUUGCCGUGUCAAAAUUUCAGUCGAAUUGUGCAUGUUUUUAUUUGAUUUUGGAAUGCGUUGUUGACCAGAAAAAAAACUAACCAACAGCAAAUAGUGUAGUAUGUUCUAGUGUUGAUCUAGUGUAAUCGUUCUAAGUUUGUGUCGCGUUAAAGUAAAAGUUUAACUGUUAUUCAUUACUGUUAUUUUUGUUUUCGACGGCAGAUAAGGAUGUGGAAAUCGACAGCGGGUCGCGAUAUCGACGUCAGCACCCUGGCGCCGGCCGAGGAUGACGAUUGGGAGACUGAUCCGGAUUUUGUGAACGACGUAAGCGAGCAGGAACAACGAUGGGGCUCAAAAACGGUAGAGGGCUCGGGGCGCAGUGCCGGCGCAAUAGAUAUGCAACAGUUAAGAGAGGAAACCGAGCGGGCUGAUGCGGACAAGAAGCAGAAGGAUGGUCCCAAAUCUUCCCACGGGUAUGGUGGCAAGUUUGGCGUCGAGAAGGAUCGAAUGGACAAGUCGGCUUUGGGACACGAUCACCUCGAGAAGCUGGAAAAACACGCCUCGCAGAAAGAUUAUUCAACCGGGUUCGGUGGUAAAUUUGGAGUACAGAAGGAUCGGGUUGAUGCAUGUGCUGCCAGUUGGGAUCAUAAGGAAAAGGUGGAGAAGCAUGCUUCGCAGAAGGACUAUUCGGCUGGGUUCGGGGGAAAGUUUGGAGUGCAGAAAGAUCGAGUGGACCAGUCGGCCGUUGGCUGGGAUCACGUCGAAAAGGUCGAUAAGCACGAAUCGCAGAAAGACUACAGCAAGGGGUUCGGGGGAAAGUUUGGCGUGGAGUCGGAUAGACAGGAUAAGUCAGCCGUCGGAUGGGAUCACGUUGAAGCGCCACAGAAGCAUGAAAGUCAGCUGGAUCACAAAGUGGGCUUUGGAGGUAAAUUUGGCGUACAGACCGACCGUAAAGAUAAAUCCGCCCUAGGUUGGGAUCAUGUCGAGAAGACGCAGAUGCAUGAGAGCCAGAUUGACCAUAAGAUUGGAUUCGGCGGUAAGUUCGGGGUGCAGAGCGAUCGGAUGGACAAAUCGGCUCUAGGUUUUCAGGAGCAGGACAAAAUUGGCACCAACUACACGAAAGUUAAGCCGGACAUCGGCUCGGCGAAACCAUCCAACAUUCGAGCUCGGUUCGAGAAUUUCGCUGCGGCCGCCGAGGAAGAAACCAGGAAAAAGGCAGAGGAACAGAAGCGACUGCGAGAAGAAAAAGACCGAAAGGACAAGGAGGAGGCCACUAAGCGAUUGAAUAACGUCACCGAAACCAAUGAGCCCAAGAAACCGGAACGAAAGGGGCCGAUCAAUACUGGUCGCGAACAAGGCGUUGGAAGCACUAUCAGCAACUUCAAUAAGCAGCCGGAUGCUGUACCGGAAACAAUAAGGAAGGAGCAAAUCGUACUACCAAAGGGAGACCCACAGCCAGUGGUGCAACCGGAUGUCAUACCGACGACUGUGUUGCCCGUUCAGCAUCAGGAACCAGUUAAGCAUCAGCUACCAGCUCAACCUCAGGAACCAGUUCAGGUGGAAGAAGUCCCAGCUCAAAUACACACUUUCAAAAGCCAGCCGGUUACCGAGCCAGAGCCACAACCAGAACCCGUGCCGACGGCUGUUAGUGUAAUAGAGCAACCGGUAUUGUCCCAGCCGGAACAACCGCCUCAACCGGAGGUUAUGCCCGAUCAGGAAGAAGCAGAGGAAUUCAUUCUGUCCGCAGAUAACCCGGGAGUGCAGGCGAUUGCCCUGUAUGACUACCAGGCUGCAGCAGAUGACGAAAUUUCAUUCGAUCCGGACGAUCGAAUUACUCACAUUGAGAUGAUUGAUGAGGGCUGGUGGAGAGGAUUGUGCAACAAUCAGUACGGGCUGUUCCCGGCUAAUUAUGUGCAACUAAUUCAGUAGACUUGCACAUCGUUGAAGACUCCUCAGCAAGCGCUCAAAGCAUUUAACAGGAGUUCUAUUAUUUAUAGGUUUAUGUUUAAUCAAGCGCACAUCUUAUUCUUCACAGACACACGCAUUUGGACUGAUUUGCCACAACGAGUAAGGACUACUGACAUUCCGUGACUAAUGCGGGCAUUUUUAUUUUGCAACCAUUUUAUACUUUAUUUUCAAAGAUUUUAUUUGAAGACAUUAUUUUAAAGCAGACUGCGUACUCUUUGUUGUGUAACUCGAAAUAAUCACCAUCCCUCUUCCAAGCUUUGUUCUAAACAGUAGGGUAGGCUGCGUCAAAACAUUAUAAUCAGUCAACCAGUCGUAUAAACAACGGAACACGAAGAAAUACUUAUCAUAUAGUGUAAUUUGUUCGAAAUAUAACUCAAAAAUCUUACUUAUUAACAAUA